AUGGGCCCCUGUACCGCCUCCUCAUGCUGCUGCCAGGCCCGUAAUCUGCCAUGGGCCCCCGUACCGACUCCUCAUGCUGCUGCCAGGCCCGUAAUCUGUCAUGGGCCCCUGUACCGCCUCCUCAUGCUGCUGCCAGGUCCAGAGUGUGUCAUGGGUCCCUGUACGGCCUCCCAUUGCUGCUGUCUCCAUCGCCACACUCUGCCAUGUGCCACUUUCAGGUCUCCUCACACUGCUGGUGGGUUCCAUUUUGUCAUAGGGUGCUGACAGAUUACGGGCCUCCCAUUGCUGCUGCCAGGCCCGUAAUCUGCCAUGGGCCCCCGUACCGACUCCUCAUGCUGCUGCCAGGCCCGUAAUCUGUCAUGGGCCCCUGUACCGCCUCCUCAUGCUGCUGCCAG
Molecule: messenger RNA, 395 nt
Organism: Staurois parvus
Lineage: Eukaryota; Metazoa; Chordata; Amphibia; Anura; Ranidae
Source: the annotation of a GenBank genome assembly